Molecule: messenger RNA, 3649 nt
Organism: Elgaria multicarinata webbii
Lineage: Eukaryota; Metazoa; Chordata; Lepidosauria; Squamata; Anguidae
Gene: SCARB2
Product: scavenger receptor class B member 2
Exons: 12
Coding region: 28-1476 (482 amino acids)
Biological process (GO): protein targeting to lysosome; receptor-mediated endocytosis
Cellular component (GO): cytoplasm; lysosome; plasma membrane
Molecular function (GO): scavenger receptor activity
Source: RefSeq, a predicted model, not a curated record
GCUGCCCCCCCCCCCAAACUUGCAGUCAUGAGGAGAUUCUGCCUUAGUGUCGUGGGCGGGCUGUCCAUAACCUUUCUUAUCGCCAGCGUUACUCUCCUCGUGGCCCACGUCCUGGACAAAGUCGUGGAUUCUCAAGUCAAGCAGGAAUCGGUAUUAAGAAACGGUUCAGAAAUUUUCAAGGCAUGGAAGGAGCCUCCACCACCUGUCUAUAUGCAGUUCUAUUUUUUUAAUUUGACCAAUCCGUUAGAAGUGCUUCAAGGUGAAUCUCCUAUAGUGAGGGAAAUUGGACCAUACACUUACAGGGAACACAGACCCCGAGUCAAUGUUCAUAUUUUGGACAAUGGCACAAAAGUGUCUUCUUUAAAUCCAAGGACGUUUUUCUUUGAACGAGAGAUGUCAGUGGGGGACCCAGAAGUUGACCAGUUCAGGACCGUGAACGUGCCUGCAGUGACUGCAAUGGACAUGGUGACAAAAACUAAGCUACGUCUCCCUGUAGAAGCUUUGCUCCUGCUAUACGAAGAAGAGUUGUUCACGAUGCGCUCGGCACAUGAACUGUUGUGGGGUUACACGGACAAAUUACUCAGCAUGAUACACCGGUUCAAUCCCAAAAUUGAUUCGGAAUUUGGCUUUUUUAAAAAGGAUAAUGGGACGGAUGAUGGCAAAUACAUCAUGCUAAGUGGAGAAAAGAACUACCUUGACUUCACAAAGAUUGUUGAAUGGAACGGGAAACGCUCACUAGACUGGUGGACAUCAGCAACGAGUAAUAUGAUAAAUGGGACGGAUGGGUCUACUUUUCACCCCCUGAUUGACAAAGAUGAACUCCUCUAUGUCUUUGCUUCAGAUUUCUGCAGGUCUUUGUACUUAACCUUUGACAGUUAUGUGACGACUCAGGGAAUCUCAGCCUACCGGUUUGUGAUUCCCAUGAAGAUCUUCGCCAAUGCCUCUGUGAAUCCAGACAACGCUGGGUUUUGUGUCCCAUCAGGAAACUGCCCGGGGGCGGGGCUCCUAAACGUUAGUGCCUGCAAAGAAGGUGCACCAAUAUUUUUAUCACCCCCACACUUUUACCAAUCGGACGAGAAGUACGUCAAGGCCAUUGACGGCAUGCAUCCAAAUAAGAAGGAUCAUGAGACGUUCUUGGACAUUAACCCAUUGACAGGCAUACUGGUACAAGCAGCCAAGCGAAUGCAGAUCAAUGUUUACCUUAAGCAACUACCAGAUUUUUUCCAAACGGGCAAGAUCAAAACAAUGUUUUACCCUGUGAUGUAUAUAAAUGAGAGUAUCGUGCUGGAUAAAGCAUCUGCCAGCCAACUGAGGACUGCUAUUUUUGAAGGCUCUGCACUCACCAAUGUUCCCUUCGUCAUCCUGGUGCUUGGCGUUGUCCUUGGAGUCAUAUUUGUUGUCCUGGUUUACAAGCCCUUACGGGCGACAGAAGAGAGUUCUGAAGACGAGAGGGCUCCCCUUAUUCGGACAUCUUGACUCCAUACCCCCAACGACGCCACUUUCCAGAAAUGAGCGUAGUGAUGACUGAACUAUGCAAACUGCUCUUAACCACAACCACUACACAAAGAUCUCGAUGGCUGAAGCCACGCAACUUACAUAUUUAUUAAUACUCUUGCUUUCUUUUUGUGGAAUUCAGGAAUGGGUUUGUUAAACUGGACUGCUGUAUUGAGGGUGCAAGCUGCAAGGUUACCACAGUGUGUGUUCGUUUUAAAAAGACUGGCGUAAAAAUGAUUUGCCAUUGUCUUCCAAGAAUGCAAACAGCAGUGUUUUAAUAUGUGUGGCAAUGGGCACUUAUACUGGUGUAGUCCCAUUGACCUCUGUGGGUCUACAACAGUGUUGGUGGCUGUGGACUGCCCCCUUUGCGUUUGCUUGUAUGGCAGGCCAUAGAAGCUGAUUUAAGCUACAGUGACCCAUCUUUUUAUUUAUUAGAAUCACUAAGCAGACUCUUGUCCUUCUGUAAACUGACUUCCUAUAGGACACAGUGGCCCUUUCUACACCUAAGGAUUAUCCCAGGAAAAUGGAGGGAUCGUCCCUGCCUGCUCCCGGGAUCCCCUGUGUGUCAUUUGGAUGUACAGGGAUGAUCCUGGGGGGAAAGGCAGGUGUAGAAACGGCCGGUGUCUCUGGCAUACAAGGAAGUUUACUAGUCCCCUCAUGUACAUUUUUAGAUUUCUUUCAGGUUUUGCACACUCAGCGCCUCUGCUAGAUUUUUACUAGAUGGAACUCCCAGGAUGUAAGGAGUGGUGGGAAACAUUUGUCAGUCUGACUAGCUCAUGAUCUUGAUCCUACAAGGCAGUUAGAAAUCUCCAGCCUCAGCCAUCAUUGUUGGGUGUGCGGCUAUGGAAUCAACUCCGCAUGGUGGUUGUACACCAGCAGAGGCCGAUAUUCUAUGUCAGUGGGGCAGUUAAUCCACUACGCGGGUUUCAGUCUGAACCAGUCAGAACUCUAAAGGAGUUCUGACUGGUUUGGACGGAAACCUGGAGCGGAUUUAUGACCUCACUGAGAUCGAAGCCAUCAACCUCCACUGGUUGUACUAUAAUGCUUUGUAUUCACUGGAUGGAUUUUAGAACGGUUUCCAAAUUCCCUGUAAAGAAGGUAUACAUGUGAAAAUAUUCUAGGGCAGAGCCAUCAGUGCAACUCAAUGGGUUGCUGUUAUUGGCAUUUUUAAAAAGUUCCAGCUCAGCCCCUGUCUUUGAAAAAGCUGUUUCAGUUACCCGUUUGGGUGAAAUCUUUUCCACUGCAUGCACCCAUGAAAAUACGACCUGAAAGCCACUCAAUGGACAGAAAACAUUGGUGGAGAUCCAGAUCUCAACUAUUUGAUUAGAAACACUAAGGAAUUACAUUUGAAUGUAAUACAUUUGAAUGUAUUGGCUUUAGCAAUUUUUUGUGCAUAAUAAGUCUAUUUCCCAAAUCCAAUGUACAGCUUUUUAAUGAUAAAAUACCUCUCCAGUGGAGGCUUCUGAUUGUGACUUGGGGCUCAUCUACACCAAGCAGGAUAUUCCACUAUGAAAGCGGUAUAUAAAAGGCAGGAGCCACACUACUACUUUAUAGUGAUAUUGAAGUGCACUGCAGGAGCUACACUACUGCCUUAUAGUGGUAAUGAAGUGCACUGACAACUGUUGGGGCCCAUUGACACAUCCUAACACUUCCUGACUGUUAGAGCAGUACGACAAUGGAACCAGUUACUUAGGGAGGUUAUGGGCUCUCCCACACUAGAGGCAUUCAAGAGGCAGCUGGCCAACCAUCUGUCAAGUAUGCUGUAGGGUGGAUUCCUGCAUUGAGCAGGGGGUUGGACUCGAUGGCCUUCUAGGCCCUUCCAACUCUACUAUUCUAUGAUUCUACACCAAGCAGGGUAUAACACUAUGAAAAUGGUAUGAAAGCAGUAUAUGGUAUAUGUCAUGGGCCCCAACAGUUGUCAGUGCACUUCAAUACCACUAUAAAGCAGUAAUGUGGCUCCUGCCUUUUAUAUACUGCUUCCAUACCACUUUCAUAGUAGAAUAUCCUGCUUGGUGUAGAUGAGGCCCUAGAGUGAGCCCCCUUGAUCAAGACAAAAGAUGUGCACCUCUCUUAAAUAUAACAAAGAGUGAGGUUCAUAUUGUCUCAUCCUUCUCAUCCAUAUCUCCUGCACAAUAGGGGGGCAGAUCAGAGAGGG